Malassezia globosa CBS 7966 is the source of this 231-nucleotide messenger RNA. RefSeq lists its product as uncharacterized. Gene Ontology annotation, molecular function: copper ion binding; copper chaperone activity. Lineage: Eukaryota; Fungi; Basidiomycota; Malasseziomycetes; Malasseziales; Malasseziaceae. Gene Ontology annotation, biological process: mitochondrial respiratory chain complex IV assembly. The transcript has 2 exons. Gene Ontology annotation, cellular component: mitochondrial intermembrane space. The coding region runs from base 1 to 231 and encodes 76 amino acids. The record is from RefSeq and is a predicted model, not a curated record.
AUGUCGUCUUCUGGAGAGUCCAGCGUUCGCACGUCACCUCAUCUAGUGAGCGAGUUGAACCCAAAAGGGAUCCGACCAUGCUGCGCUUGUCCUGAAACGAAGGCGGCGCGUGACGAUUGUUUCCUCAAGUUCGGUCACAAUGUUGAAGAACACGGCGAAUCUGCACGAAAAUGUGAGGAACUUGUCAAGCGGCACAGAGAAUGUAUGGCAUCUCUAGGUUUUAAGAUAUAA